AUGGCAUCAACAGAUACAGAUAACUCAAAACCAGUGUCGUCCUCAACGUCGUCUCCAAGCACUCUGACAAAAACAGCAACCACAAAGACUACUGCUACCCCGCCAAUACAAUCUUCCUUGGAGGUGCCACCCUUGGCUAAUAAUAGUAACGGUAGUUCCAGCACAUCAACUUCAUCUAUAAAUGCCUCUCUGACUGGUGCCAAUGACUCCGAAUAUGAUCCAUUUGCUGGUCUUUCUUUCAAAGUUGGGGUGGCCGAAAACAAAAACACCACGUUCCGUAAUAAAAUGGAGGAUGUCCACACGUACAUUGCCAAUUUUGCUGAACGAGUAGAUUGGGGUUAUUUUGCUAUAUUUGAUGGACAUGCUGGGAAGGACACCGCACGUUGGUGCGGAAACAACUUACAUACACUAUUGGAAGAGGAAAUAGAUUGUAACUCGGACGGGGCUAGUCCACCACCGACUCCAAUAACGGGCAAAGAUGAUUUGAGAGAAGAUUUAUGCAAGUGUUUUGUCAAAGCAGAUGAAUUGAUAGAAAAGAGUGGACAGGGCAAGUCUGGAUGUACUGCUGCAGUGGCUGUUCUCAGAUGGGAAAGUAAUACGGAUGAACCAGUGUUGCACACCAAGAGCGAAGAUGGUGGUAAAUUUGAUUUCAAACCAACCAAGAAUCACAAGCGAUUAUUAUACACUUCUAAUGUUGGAGAUCUGCGAAUAGUUCUUUGUCGCGCUGGACAGGCGUAUCGAUUAUCAUAUGAUCAUAAAGCCACAGACAUGCAUGAGAUUAAUAGAAUAGAAGAUAAUGGAGGGUUGGUCUUAAAGAAUAGGGUAAAUGGAGUUUUGGCGGUAACUCGAUCACUUGGUGACACAUAUAUGAAACUGUUGGUCAUAGGAGUUCCAUUUACUACGGCGACAGAAAUCACUGCAGAUGACGAAUUUAUUAUAAUUGCUUGUGACGGACUCUGGGAUGUGGUGUCUGAUAAGCAAGCUUGCAAUUUGGCCGCUGAAGCAUUUAAGCAAGGUUGUUCACCACUGCAAGUCGCGAAGAAAUUGUGUCAAUUGGCAAUAGAGUUGUCUACAACAGAUAAUGUGACGGUGAUGGUCGUACAGCUUGACAAGGAAGUGUUUAGUUAG
Molecule: messenger RNA, 1128 nt
Organism: Candida dubliniensis CD36
Lineage: Eukaryota; Fungi; Ascomycota; Pichiomycetes; Serinales; Debaryomycetaceae
Gene: PTC1
Product: type 2C protein phosphatase
Exons: 1
Coding region: 1-1128 (375 amino acids)
Biological process (GO): protein dephosphorylation
Molecular function (GO): cation binding; protein serine/threonine phosphatase activity
Source: RefSeq, a predicted model, not a curated record